Molecule: messenger RNA, 597 nt
Organism: Thamnophis elegans (Western terrestrial garter snake)
Lineage: Eukaryota; Metazoa; Chordata; Lepidosauria; Squamata; Natricidae
Product: ovomucoid-like
Exons: 6
Coding region: 172-597 (141 amino acids)
Molecular function (GO): protein binding; serine-type endopeptidase inhibitor activity
Source: RefSeq, a predicted model, not a curated record
ACGACUUUAGAUUACAUCAUCAAAAUAAUUUAAGAGAGCCUGUUAAGGGUCAUUGUGCUUAAGAUUGCCAUUGCUUUUGGGCAUUCUAGUAUAAAUAUGACUGUGAACGUUUGUACUUGGACUGGAUAGUGUACUCAAAAUCCAGAGAGGACAAUACCGAGUUCAUUAGCCAUGAAGUUCACAACGGCAUGUGUGAUCCUUUGCCUGGUAAACUGCUGCUUAUUUUUAGCUCCUGGGAUCUCAGGACAUAAGAUUGUUUGCAGCCAAUAUGUAAAAGAUAAAAAAGGCCAGUAUGCUUGUCCUGAUAUCUAUGAUCCAGUGUGUGGAACUGAUGGCAAGACUUAUGCUAACAAAUGUGAAUUAUGUUCCAAAAUCUUGAGGGGAUCCAAACUAGACAUUGCAUAUGAAGGAAAAUGUGUUGAUUGCAGUAAAUAUCCCCAACCACAAAAGGGCACGGCUGCAGACUGCCCAAAAGAUUAUCGGCCAGGACUUCCGGGGGGCGUGAUUGUGGAACCCAGAUCUAGCCCAAAGGGUCUAGUUCUGAUGGUAGAAACAGACCCAGUUCCCAGUCCUGCUAAAAUUUCCAUGAAGGCAUAA